AGAAAACAAUCUUGCAAGAUAUAUAUUUACUGAUUAUUUCCCCUGGCAUGGAAAAGUAAAUGUCUACAAACUGUCAAACGGUGUACAUAAGCUGAAGAGGCACUUAACCAUGAAACAUGUGACUUAAAGGAAUAGUGAUAAAAACUAGUAAAAUGAGGCUGUUACGAUAUCGCUAUAAGUCAGCAUGGAUAGCUUUCCUGAUAUUAUUCUCCAUUGCUGGUGUUAUGCUGACUUACAAACGUCUAAGUGACAGUCGCAGCGAUGGAAGUAAGAAAAAUUAUCUGAAUGAUCUCGUUCAAGGAGGAGAUAUGAACUUUGCCCCUGUGAAUCAUGGGAUGGACAAACCACGAUAUCCAGAGGUUGAUAUAAUGGAAGUUCAGGCAUUACAACAUAAUAUAGAAAGACAAAAAGAUAAAUUACAAGCUUUACCAAAAAUAGAACUUCCAGCUCUUGAUUCAAACAAAUAUCGUAGAAUCAAAUCUUUAUUAAAAAAUUUAUAUCCUGCAGAUUGGGGUCGAGCCCAGGAUGCAGAUGAUAUGAUAAUGGAAGUCAGUCAAGAACUUUAUGACCUUGGAUUUGAAAGUCCAAUGUCAUGUAAAGACAUUGAUGGACUAAGAAUCUCAUCUUCAUUCCGUGUGGGAAAGAAAAAGUUCAUUGAUAGAGCUUUUGUUCCAGACAAAGGGGUGGAGGUUAUUAUGAAAUCUCAGGCAAAUGACCUUGACAUCAAAGUGAAAUGUUUACAGAGUGUUUAUGAUGCUGAUAAAUGUUCUAUGAUGGGAAAUUAUGGUUUAUUGAGAGAGGUUUUAUGGUUUUCUGUUUUAAAACAUGAUGGUAUUGCCGAUUUAUUAGGUUAUUGUAUACGAGGAGACCAGAUUGAUCAUCUCAUUCAUAAAAAGGGAGUUAUUCUAUUAACAGAACCAGGAAUACCUGUCAUGCCCUCUACUUUCAGUAUUAUCAAAUUUCAGGAUAGACUUAAGUAUGCUGUACAGCUAUCGGAACUGCUCCACUUUUUGGAGCACCACCCACUUGGUAGCCUUGCCUUAACAAAUACAUAUAACUCAGAUUUUGUGAUAGUGAAUAAUAAACUAAAGUUAGUAGAUCUGGAUGAUGUGGCAAUAGAAGAGAAAGCUUGUAGAUUUAAUGCAGAUUGUAAAAUUCCUGGUGCUAGUCAAGUCAAGGUAACAUGUAGUGAGGCUGGGAAAUGUGUCAACAGGAAUGCCAAACUUAACUUGAAGAAGAUGGGUCCUUUAAUGUUUGAACAGAUGUUAAACAAUGCACCACCAGGCUAUACUAGUGAAGUGAACAAACUAAGAAAUGGCAUUAUAAGUAUGACUAUCACUAAUGAUGAAGUAUUACAGAAACUGAGAGAUAUAGAGAAAAGAUAUGUUCCAGAAAAAGAACCACAACAAGAGGAGAGACCUAGAGUUCAAGAAUAUGUUGUACAGAACAGAGACCAGCCAAGAGACUCAGUCAGACAACAAGAAAUACGACAACAGGAGAUACAGCAAAACAGGAUCAUACAAGAUCAGCAGCAACCAUUGGAGAUUAAGGACGGUGAUUAUGAGAAGGUAACACAGUCUAACUUCCCUGGAAAAUAUGAUUUCCCUUGUCCCCUGUCUCGUGUAGCCUGGGGCUGUGUGGUAACAGUCAGAAGUCUGAAGGAGGCCAAACAGACAUGUAACUCAGAACCUAAAUGUCAAGCUUUUGUUCUCUUCACUUCUCAACCAGACGCAGAAGUCUUGAUGACAAUGGUAUUGAAGAACUCUCGUUUAGGUUCACCAGAAAAGAAUGUGGGUGCAACUUUAUUUCUGUAUACACCAAGAGGUGAGAUAGGACAAAGUAAUCAGAAUCUACAAGUAAGUUUACCUAAUAAAGCUGUGGAGCAGAGGGCAGAAAGAAAUGUAGCCAAUGGAGAAUCCAGUGAUCUGAAACCUGCACCUGCUGAUUUCCCAGAAUGCAAAGCUCGUAUUGAUGACUCUGCAAAAGAUGCUAGAAAAAGUAGAGAAAGACGACUGAUGGCACAUCUUGGAUUGAAAUCUUACACAGAAGCAGAUUGGAUCCAGAAAAUGAAGUGGCAGAAGAUAGUUAGCCACGAGGGACUGAACGAUUUUACAUCUCCUAGCACUGUUGGUGGCAGGUUUAACGUAACAAUGAUUGGAUCUGACACAGACAGUAAACUUAAGAAUGCCUUGUACUUGGCAGAAAUUGGACCUUCUCAGUUUCAUAUUGCUCAUUAUAUUGUUUAUAAACUGGAUAGACUUUUAGGGAUAUACCACACUCCUCCCAGUAUAGUUUGGUAUAUGACUAGGAAUGAGGUUGAUAUUGUUAGAGGUGAUGAUAUUUGGAAAAAUAGAUUGGACCUUGUAGCUCCUCAUACAGAAAUUAAAGGUAUAUUGACAUGCCCUAUCCCUGCAGUGCUGAAACAAGAAAACCUUCUGAUAAAUGAACAGCCAUCAGUUGUCCAGGAAAUAAAGGAAUUUACUCGACAGGAGAAGAUGCAGGUGGAAUAUGUCCUGUUAUGGUACCUAACGAAGAUUUAUCAUGUCAAAGAAACUCCAUAUGCUUACAAAGGACAUAUGAUCCAGUUUGGUGCUGAUGGUAGCUUCCAAGAUUUAAGUGUUAAAUUAAUUCCAUACAUGUACAACUGCCAGUUUCCUAACAUUGUAUAUAAAAUGAUGUCCUGUUUCAAAUGUCAUUAUCCAGGAAAAAGUAAAUGGUCAAUAUGUGGUCUUGGAGAAGAGGUCAUGAAGCAGGUAGAAGAGGAUGGAUUUAACUUGUCAGAUUUCAAAAUUCAUCAGAUGACAACAAAGAUUUUAUCUCAAGUUAUAAACGAAGCAGCAGCAGAAGUAUUAGAAGCAGUAGAUCAGUGUAUACGAUCACACAGUCGAGAAAAAGUCCUGUAUUGAUAGUUAUUGUUAUUGUUUUACAUUGUGUAAUACUAUGGUUUGAAAUAGUGCUUAAAUUGAAAGAGCAUCAAAAGUAUUUUUCCAAAUUUUCUUGAGCAAAUGUUAUAUAAGAAAUGGAUAAAAAAAAUGAAGAACAGUAAAUGUUUGCCAGAUUCAUAGCAGCACAUCACCAGGUUACUCAAAAUUGUAUCAUUUGGCUGGAUUUUUAAAUUUUGAAUGAUGAUUACUCAUUUUUAUUUUUAAUAAAUCAUUUGAAAGCAUGUAAAGAAAUAUCUUCCUCAAAGAAUUUUACUUGUUUAAUUUAAAUGCUAGAAUUUAACUUGUUUAUAUUGUUAAUUGAACAAUACUUUGAAAACUAGA
Molecule: messenger RNA, 3266 nt
Organism: Mytilus trossulus (common blue mussel)
Lineage: Eukaryota; Metazoa; Mollusca; Bivalvia; Mytilida; Mytilidae
Exons: 12
Coding region: 153-2906 (917 amino acids)
Biological process (GO): peptidyl-tyrosine phosphorylation; skeletal system development
Cellular component (GO): extracellular region
Molecular function (GO): non-membrane spanning protein tyrosine kinase activity
Source: RefSeq, a predicted model, not a curated record